AUGCAACUCCGUACCGCGGACGUGCGGUCCCUCCACCGCUAUGACUUAUUCCCCGAUCUGCUUGAGUAUCUCACAGAGUACGUCGGAGACGGGAGAGCACGUGCCGUGGCUCUGGAACCUCUGCGCCGCUUUCUGCGACUGUGUAUGGAGCGCGCCGCUGACGGGCGCGUGCCGACGUAUGAGGACUACGCGGAAGAGCCAACCGUGAUGUACAGCAUCUCUAUUGCACUUGGCUUCUUGGAGAAGAAUAUCGCGAUGGGACUCACCGAGAAGGCAACGAAGCUGUUGAAGUAUACGGGCGCCUUGUUCUCUCUGCAAGCGGCGGCCGCGCUCAUACGAGUGGGGCGUGAAAAGUUCAAGACUCUGUUCGAUGACGAACUCGGGCUACGGAUGCUCAUGACCCCGGUCAAUCGGCUUGCACGGUUCUUGUCCGAUCGGCGCUCCAGCGAGGAGUACCAACGCGCAUGGGAAUCUGUGCACGAUUUUACGUUCAGCGUGCUAUUUUCUCUGCGCUGCGUCUACAGUAUCGGCGGCGUAGUUCCGGACCAGACGAACUUUUGGCUGCCGCUGACGAGCAACACCGCAUGGAACUGUUCCGCUUACUUGCAACUCCUGUACACCGCUUUCUGGCGGCCCGCUCUACCAGAAAUCAGCGAGCGCUGGGUCUUAGGCGGUCUCUUCUUAACGGCGGAGGCGAUGGCCGGGGCUGAGGUUGCGGUCGUGUUGCAAUUCCAAGAGAUCAUCGCGCUGCGUAGGCGCGGCUUCAAGGUGUCAAACCCUACGGAGUUAGGCGCUACGCAGCUCUACGCAAUGAGGCCACUUCAACACGACUGGUCCGCUUUGCGAUACAUCUGCUCCAACGUACAGUGUGCGAAGUUCACCGGUACUUACACGGUACGCUGA
Molecule: messenger RNA, 903 nt
Organism: Peniophora sp. CBMAI 1063
Lineage: Eukaryota; Fungi; Basidiomycota; Agaricomycetes; Russulales; Peniophoraceae
Source: the annotation of a GenBank genome assembly